AUGAGGUCGCUGCUCCCACUGCUGGUGGCCGCGCUCGUCGCCGUCGUCGCGUUCCCCGACGGGGCCGACGCGGUCUGGACGCCGAUCGCGAACCCGGGGACCCUGGUGGUCAAGCAGGUGGGCAACUUUGCCGUGAUCGUCUACAGCAACGCCGACGCCCGCAAGCACCUGCCCCUGCAGCUGGUGAACGUGGUGGGAGGCGAGACCCAGCCGGUAGGCAAUGGCAUUACCGACUACCGGCUCGUGCUGAAUGUGAAGAACACAGACACCGGGAGCACAGCGCUGUACCAGUGCGUCGUCCGGGGCAAGCCCGGGUCGCGCUCCACGACAUGGGUGCUGCGCAGCUUCGUGCCAUACACGCAGGCGGCAUAG
Molecule: messenger RNA, 372 nt
Organism: Miscanthus lutarioriparius
Lineage: Eukaryota; Viridiplantae; Streptophyta; Magnoliopsida; Poales; Poaceae
Source: the annotation of a GenBank genome assembly